Molecule: messenger RNA, 2016 nt
Organism: Zymoseptoria tritici IPO323
Lineage: Eukaryota; Fungi; Ascomycota; Dothideomycetes; Mycosphaerellales; Mycosphaerellaceae
Exons: 3
Biological process (GO): dephosphorylation
Molecular function (GO): phosphatase activity
Source: RefSeq, a predicted model, not a curated record
GGUACCCUCUAUCUCACUCGGCAUCAUCUCAUUUUCAGCUAUCUUCCCGAUGCCGGCACUGGAAAAUCGGCCGCAAACAAAUCCGCCGAGCUCAGGGCGCGUCCGAAGGAAAUCUGGCUCCCGUAUCCGAUGAUUAAUCACUGCAUGCUGCGGCCGACCUCCGAGAGCGGACGUCCUCCAGCCAUUCGAAUCCGCAGAAGGGACUUCCAGAUGAUGGCGUUCCACUUCCACAGUGCAUCGAAGGAUAAGUCGCCAGAUGACAGUGCCAGAGAGGUAUUCUAUCGAAUUCGACAUUGGUGUUGCGCAAGCACGGUCAGAGACCUGCACGCGUUCCACUUCAAGCCUCCGCCAGAGGAACUCGCAACGAGUACACUGGUCUAUGAUGCUCGCCGUGAAUUUGCUCGUAUGGGAAUCAGCGCCAAAGCUGCUGAAGGUCCCGGCAGCGCGUGGCGCAUCAGCGACAUCAACCACGAUUAUGCCUAUGCUGCAACAUACCCAAGCGUCAUUUGUGUCCCUCGUUCCGUGUCUGACAACAUGCUGAAAUAUGGCGGAGUGUUCCGGUCAAAGUCCAGGAUCCCAGCUCUCACCUACCUGCAUUCCAACGGCGGCAGUAUAACACGCUCUUCACAGCCAAUGGUCGGAGUACAGUCCAAGCGUAAUCCACAGGACGAACGGUUGGUCUCUGCCAUCUUCUCGAGUCACACCCCAUCGACACCAUCGCCUUCAGACUCUCCGGAUCUGGUCGCGAGCACGUUCUGUGAUUCUUCCAAAGGUAACAGCUUGGAUAGCGAUGCGAACGGCGACGUUCCGGUACUGUCUGUGAGCCAGAGCGAGACCGCUUUGGACAUUCAAAAUGCUGAGCCGAGCGUUGUGACGCGAAAGAAGAUAUACGGCAGUACUCGGCGCAACCUGAUCGUCGACGCACGACCACGUAUAAAUGCCCUGGCGAACCGCGCUACAGGAGGCGGUAUCGAAGACGUGGCAAACUACGGCGGUGGAACCACCGGAGGUGCUGUCGAGAGAAUCUUCUUGAAUAUCGCCAACAUUCAUGUCAUGCGACAGUCACUCGACAAAGUUAUCGAGAGCUUUGCGAACUCCGAUUACCUCGAUCUGAAACCGAAUCAAGAGCUUCUGCGCAAAUCCGGCUGGCUGGCGCAUAUUGCAGGACUCCUCGAUGGUUCUGAAAUGGUCGCUCGAGUGGUUGGACUUGGUGGAAGUCAUGUGCUCGUGCACUGCUCUGAUGGAUGGGACCGCACUUCACAAGUGGCUGCGCUCGCCGAAAUUAUGCUUGAUCCAUUCUACCGAACUCUGCAGGGUUUCAUCACACUCGUGCAGAAGGACUUCUUCUCAUUCGGUCAUAAGUUCAACCAUCGCCAUGGUAUUCAGGGUAGCGAGAAGUGGUUCGAAAUUGAGAACGAGAAAGUUCUGCCAUCUCGUACCAAAGAGGCUACUGGUUCUGACUCUCCAGGCUUCUUGGGUUCAAAGGCUCUUUCCGGUGCGAAAAAUUGGUUCGACAAGAAUCGUGGUAGCAUCUUCCGGCAGUCUCAUGAUUCGAGUGGUACCGAUGGUGCCGGCUCACGUCCACCUUCACCUCCAGCAAAUGCACUGCUCCACGCUCCGCCGACAGCGAGCUCUAAGGAGGAUAAAGAGCACAAGGUCGACACCAAGGAAAUUGCGCCGAUCUUCCAUCAAUUCUUGGACGCGGUAUAUCAGAUCCAGCGCCAGAACCCUAAUGCUUUCGAAUUCAACGAACGAUUUCUGAGACGACUUUACUACCAAGCCUACUCCGGACAGUAUGGCGAGUUCCUGUUCAAUACAGAGAAAGAGCGAGCUGAAAAUAUGGACAAGACUCACUCGGUGUGGCCGCACUUCCUCUCGCGAAGAGCGGAAUUUGUCAACCCUGACUAUGCAUCCAAGACCAACGAUCCUCUCCUGUUUCCUUAUCGCCAGUCGCCUGACCAGCUGCCGGAGGUUCAAUGGUGGAGUGGACUUUUCGGGCGCAAAGAUGAGGACAUG